AUGGAGGCCGCAGUGAAGAUAACCAAAACAAUGAUGUGUAAAGCACUACGAGAUGGCACUGAUCAAUAUGAAGCCCUACUGGAAUUGAGAAACACGCUUCGCCAGGAUACAGGCAUAAGCCCUGCCGAAAUGAUGUUUGGCAAAAAUACUCGAUUACUGCUACCGCCUACAGGAACCAAGCACACCCCAAGUAAGAAAUAAGUUAUGAUGAAAAGAGCCAAGUGCUGCCUUGCCAUUAAGAGUAACUACAACAAAGGUGCCCAAAACCUGAAGCGACUCACCCCUAGUCAAUCAGUCUACUACCAAUACAAGGAGGGAAGGAGACCUGAAUGGAGAAGAGGCCCCAUGCAGACUGAGCACAGCGAGCGAUCCUACAUAAUGGACGGGAAAGAUGGUGUAUACACGAGAAACAGAGUGCACCUGUGCCCUACAACACCUGAGACGUCACCAGAGAAAUCCUCCCCACCUGCUUCUGCAUUGAAUUCACACAUGGACACUGAGAAGUCGCAG
Porites lobata is the source of this 510-nucleotide messenger RNA. Lineage: Eukaryota; Metazoa; Cnidaria; Anthozoa; Scleractinia; Poritidae. The record is from the annotation of a GenBank genome assembly.